This is a messenger RNA of Spirodela intermedia, 2955 nucleotides long. The record is from the annotation of a GenBank genome assembly. Lineage: Eukaryota; Viridiplantae; Streptophyta; Magnoliopsida; Alismatales; Araceae.
AUGGAUCCAGGGAUCUCCGAGGAGAUCAAAGGGAUCGAAGGAGCGGCCACCGGAAGCGGCGAGGUCAAGUGGCUGGACGGCGUCGAGGGUUGCGAAGAGGUGGAGGGCGCGGUAAUGUGUUCUAGCCUUGGCCUUCUGGUCAGUGCCAUUUUUAUUGGGCGGAUUUGUCUGGUCGGCAUGGUCUCGUGCUUCGGCCGGUCGCCAGAUGUUCGAGCGUCCUUCGGUGGUCUGCUUGACUUGGGUUGCUUUUUGGCUCCAAUUAAGUCUUAUACCGUGGUUUAGGAUAAUAACCUCUUCCAGGUGUGACGUAUAUGCGAAUUCAUGAAUUGCAAGAUUGAGGAGGGUUUUUCUUCUAUCGUGGAGUUGUUAUCUUUUGUAUGUCGUGGUUUAAUUUUUCCAAUGUCAUUUUCCUUGUACCGGCGAUCACCUAGAGACUCCCAUUUCUAUUUACAUGAUACGGAUGAAUGCGCUUGUUGCCAUUUUUGUUGUGAUCCCUGUCCGCUCUGAGUUUACGGGAAGAAACUAGUGAUCUUAAGUUGACGCAAGUGUGGAAACGGAAGAUUAACGCAGAAAUUUGAACUUCUAAUAAUAAUCAGCUAAAUCAGGCGUAGGCGAUACUUCAACAUGAUUGCUAGACAUUUUCUACUGUCGGACAUUGAAGGAGUUGUUUCUACACAAUAGCGUUGCGCGUUCAAUAGACUUUAUUCUCAUAUAAUAGUUUGGAGGAGGGUUCCAAUAAUCUCCCGAAGUCUUGAGUGCCCUUUUGAGCUGAAAAGCACUGAGUUAUCUUGGUUUUGUUACAUCAGGAUAUCAAUAUGAGAUUUCACAUACUAAGAUGAGUAUCGUGGACAAGAUUGUCAAGGAUGUCGAUUAAAACUAAUAAAUAUAGUAAGAAAUGAACUAAUAUGUCUUGCAGGCCAAUAACUACUUUGCAUGUAAACAUUACCCCCACUUUGCCUGCAUUAUCAAUGCCAACUCUUUUAUCUAAGAUUUCUGGUAACACUGGCUUUUUUAAUCUGUAUAUUGGGAAUAAUGGUUGGUCUUCUUUCACUUCUUUGGAGAGCAAUGCUGACCAUUCGGUGCAAAAACUUAUAGUGACACUUUCGGUGGAUAAGUUUCAAAUUCUUAGAUCACGUCAAACAGAUAGUCACGUAUUUCCUCCUUUUGUACGUUAAUUAUUUUUUCCAUUUUGAAAGCCUUGAGCCUUAUCAAUCUCUUCCUUUUGGGAACUACAGAUUGUGGAAUCUAUGCCUAUGGAAUGGACAGAUGAAAAACACAACUCGUAUCUGAAUUCAAUAGAGGCAUCAUUUGUCAACCAACUUUACAACCACGAGUUCAAUUCAAAUCAUCUUUUGGGUUGGUCUUCAAGAACACAAAAAAAUCCACACUUAUCUGGACCUCAUACGGGGAGCUGCUACUCUGGUCAGGUACGAGAUGAGCUGGUUUGUUGUGUUUUCUAUCAUUUCUUUGAUGCCAAAUAUGGUUAUGUGGAAUUAAUAAUUUUAUGCAGUUUAAGGUGCUGCGUGGAGGUUGCUGGAGUGAGGUUAAGUUUGAAAGAUCACGAAUAUUGACGGCUGCUAAAAAUGAGACUCGUGUCCUUUCAAGAAACCCCUGGAUUCAGCAUUUCAGGUCAAAUUCCGACAACGAAGCUGUCGACUCAUGUCCACAUAUGGAGAUCAAUUGUACAUCCGAGCAAGAAAUAGACAUUGGGGGAGAGAGGCAAGGAGAAGAAGAUUGUGGAGAAGCAGCAAGUUCUAGUCAGUUGCCAUCUUGUUGUACUCACGUAUGCCAUGAGGAUUCUCUCAGAAGCAGUACAGGUACAUCUCACUUCGAACUUAUCCUUCUCUUUUUCUAAUGUCAAAAUUUCUAUCAAUUUAUGCCAACUAAUACCCAUCUAUAGUUGGAAAAAUAAGAAUCCUCUUUUUCUUAAGUCUGUGGCAUCUUAUAAUUUAAAUGUUAACCAAGAAGUAGAGAAUUGAUUUAAUCUUUUCAAGGAUAGCAUUAAGUUUGAUUUAUGAUAUCUUUGUUUGUUCACUUUUUAAUAAUUUCUCUUAGGCAGCAUGAUUUAUUUUUACUUGUAUCAUAAUUUUUAGUUAAUUCUCUCAUAAUUCUAUAUUUGGAAGCUGAUGAUUAGUGUGCUUUUUACUCUUCAGAUCUUUUAACGGGUUUUUUGAGAUCAUCAACAAACGAGCAAUUCGAAUAAAAGUUUGAAAACGUGUGCUAUAUAGAUGUAAACGCUGCUGACCUGCCGACUAUCAUUUUCGAUGCUUCACGAGUAAAAUAUGGGGAACAUACGAGAUAUUGCCUAUUUUCUUCGUUUCAGCUCAACUAUCAAUUUAUUACGUGGUGUAUGCUAGAUGCUACAAUUGCAAUACGAGAUUAUGUUGUAGGCAAUGUGUGACAAAAAUACUUGAAGAGCGAAAAUCAAGUCUUUUCCAUACAGUUGGCGGCUGCUCACUCAAUACACGGAUAAUCUUAUGAAAAUUCGCUUUGUUCUAUCUGAAAAAAAAUCUCCCGUAGACUAGAGAGAAUCCAUUAAUUGUUGAUAAAUAUAUGAACAUAUUGGAUCUAUACUCUGUCUGUUUCCAGUUCUGCGGGCACAAAGGAGACCUAAACUGCUUGAAAUUUUUGCAGAGGCGUCAGGUCAGAACUUUGUGGAUGACCUUGAAGGAGAUAAUCGAGUAAGUAGAUUGUGCAAGAAGAGGUAUAGAACUACAAUGUUUGAUGCCAAUCAUCAUCAAGUACUCUCGGACUCUUCUUCUGUCGUUCCUUAUUCAUCAUCCUCUUAGAAUCUGCCCUCAAGUCCCACUUAUUAAUCCUCCUUUUCGCCUCCUGCCUCUCCAGGCGGCCCAGCUCGGGAAGCUCCCAACCGUGCCAAGAAACGACGAGAACGUCCCAUCUGAUCAAGGGAAUGAUUCGGAUUGCACUAGCCCCAAAGCUCCGAAGAUCGAUUGA